Zymoseptoria tritici IPO323 is the source of this 663-nucleotide messenger RNA. RefSeq lists its product as uncharacterized. NCBI's taxonomy places the organism in Eukaryota, Fungi, Ascomycota, Dothideomycetes, Mycosphaerellales, Mycosphaerellaceae. The transcript has 2 exons. Gene Ontology annotation, molecular function: gluconokinase activity. Gene Ontology annotation, cellular component: cytoplasm. The coding region runs from base 1 to 663 and encodes 220 amino acids. The record is from RefSeq and is a predicted model, not a curated record.
AUGCAUAACUCCAACUCUGACAAACAACUUCCUCCGACCCCACCUUCCGAGCCGACUUUCCAUGAUCCGGCAGAGAUGACCUCGAAUGCGAGCGGCACAGGCACUUUGGCGCCUCCGUCAUCACGACACAAGCACAUCUGGGUGAUUACUGGUCCAGCAGGUUGUGGUAAGACGUCGGUGGCGGAGUAUCUUCACAAGACAUUCUCAUUGCCAUAUCUCGAGGGCGACACAUACCACACACCUGCCAACGUUGAGAAAAUGGCCAACGGUCAACCCCUAACAGAUGCCGAUCGCUGGGACUGGCUCAUCACUCUCCGCGAAGAAGCCGUCAAAGCACUUCAUGACACAUCCGGAGUCAUCGUCACAUGCAGUGCACUCAAGCGAAAAUACCGCGAUGUCGUGCGCAUCGCAGCGUACCAUAAUCCGGAACUUCGAAUCCACUUUGUAUUCCUGAGCGCCUCAGAAUCUGCCCUGAUGGAUCGAGUGAGGGCCCGGAAGAACCACUACAUGAAGGACUACAUGGUUCACAGCCAGUUCGAGAGUCUGGAAACGCCGAAGGAGGACGAGGUCGACGUGCUGAGUGUGGAUGCCAGUAGCGACUCCAAGCAUGUACAGGAAUUGGCGCUAGGCGUGGUGGAGAAGGUUAUGGUGGAAGAUGCCUAG